AUGGCUCUGGUACUCAUUUCUAUGUGGGCCUGGGGUCGCUACGAAUCCGUCAUCGAGGCUGGCUACGAGAAGUAUUAUAAACCCUUGCCUCUGCCAGACAAUCCUCAAUACAAUUCUCAAGAUGUCAGCAUUGUGGUUGCUACAAUAGAUACUCCAGAGACUUUGUCUGAGGCUCUCUGUCAGUGGCGAGACAACGACCCAUAUGAGAUCAUAGUUGUCACAAUCGAGCGUGAUCUUCUCCAUGUUCAGAAUCUCGUGGCACAAGUUCCAAUGGCUGGUGAGAUCACUCGAAUUAUCACUUGCAAUACCGCAAACAAAAGAGAACAACUUGCGAGAGGGAUCAGAAUGGCAACAGGGAAUGUCAUCGCCCUCGUUGACGAUGAUGUUUUUUGGCCUAGCACUAAAGUUCUGCCGUAUCUACUGGCCGGUCUGGAGGACCCGGAGGUGGGAGCAACUCAAGGCAAGCAAAGCAAAUUGUUGUUGCAGAAUUUGCGUUGGAAGAGAAGCUCAUUCCAGUCUUGUUUGACGAUCUUGUUCGAUUCGCCUGGUUUCUGGCGGUUUGUUCGAACAUACCCUUACACAGGCCGAAAGCUUGUUGAGCGCCUCUUGAACCCUAUCAUCACCUGGAUUCACAUUUGGGCGUGGGUUGAAACCUUCCAGACCUCUCCCAUCAUGGGCAGCAUUGUAUUGCUCUGGUACGUUUGGGGAUGGGUCAAAGGGUAUGGGGCCUUUGUCCAAAGGUUUCCCUUCUGUGGAAGGAAGAUAUGGGCUGCGCUUCUCUUCGACCACUGCUACCCUAUUUUCGACAUAUAUGGUUGGUGGACGCUGAACACUGAGAGGUGGCUGACCCGACAAGGCUCUGAUUGA
Molecule: messenger RNA, 867 nt
Organism: Diaporthe amygdali
Lineage: Eukaryota; Fungi; Ascomycota; Sordariomycetes; Diaporthales; Diaporthaceae
Product: glycosyltransferase family 2
Exons: 4
Coding region: 1-867 (288 amino acids)
Source: RefSeq, a predicted model, not a curated record